AUGAUCCUCUCUUCUGACGGGCACAUGCUCUUCCACCUGGCUUCACAAUUAUAUCCCAUGUAUACUGGUCUCUGGAUCUUUUGUGCUUGGCUCUGCUGCUCUCUGCAAAAAGCAAAGUUCGAUAAAACCCUCCUUGCUGUUGGGUGUGUGAUGUUAACGAACCCUGCCGUUUCAUAUGCGUUAAAGCACUUGCUACAUCAGCCACGGCCCUGCUCUCCAGAUCCUGGAAUGCCGUCUGCACAUGCCUUCUGGGCAGCAGGAUUGAGUGCGGCUCUUUUUCUCGCUGCACAUUCACAGUGCAGUAGGAGCCUAUCGGCGAGCACAACUAAACUAGCUGCUCUAAGACUCUAUGCCUACGCGGCAUGCUUUACAACUCCGUUGGUUGCAGCCGAGCGUAUCUACUCGAGAGAGCACACGAUUGCGCAGGUUGCCGUUGGCCUGCCUCUAGGAGCCCUCUACACCCUUCUAGUUUGGGGACCAAUUAAGUGGCUGUCAGAUACCAUUGCCUGUACUUUGGAUUCUAUCGUCUCCCGUAUGGCUAAGGACAAAGGGAGAAAAGCCAUGUAA
Molecule: messenger RNA, 567 nt
Organism: Giardia duodenalis
Lineage: Eukaryota; Fornicata; Diplomonadida; Hexamitidae
Product: Dolichyldiphosphatase
Exons: 1
Coding region: 1-567 (188 amino acids)
Molecular function (GO): sphingosine-1-phosphate phosphatase activity
Source: RefSeq, a predicted model, not a curated record